AAAUUCAGAACGAGUCUCUAUUUUAGAAAUUUUUUGUUAAUGGCUCUGAGAUCAGCAAAGCUUACACUUUUCAGCCCUUUACACGGUAGCACUAGUCACCAAUAUUAUUCGUAAUUAUCCAUUUCAUCUGUUAUUAUUCUUUUUCAAACUUGAGACUUUUUUUUUUUUUUUUUUGGUUGGAAAAAAUAAAAUUGUUAUCUCAAAAAAAAAAAUAAUAAAAGAUUUUGUUGUUUGCGUGGAUCAAUUUGAUUGAUCUGCAAAAAGGAGCAAUUUUUAUAAUCAGGGUUUGGGGAUAAAGGAAGAAGAUUUGUGUGGCAACGAAGUAGUAGUAGUAGAUCGAUGGCUCCGACGACGGUGAAGCUAGACAAAGAUGAGGAGCUCCGGCGACUCAAGGAGGUUAAUAUUGACGAAGCUUCAGCGCGUCGUCAUGUUCGUGAUUCCUUAAAAGACAUCCAGCUUAAUCUCGAUCAUAUCCUCUUCAAGACACCUGAAAAUGGAAUUAAGACUAAGGAGUCUUAUGAGGUGAAUUCGAGAGGAAUUGAGAUUUUCUCCAAAAGCUGGCUUCCUGAAGCUAUUAGCCCUAAAGCUUUGGUUUGUUUCUGCCAUGGUUAUGGAGAUACUUGCACCUUUUUUUUCGAAGGGAUUGCAAGGAGAUUGGCAUUAUCUGGUUAUGGAGUUUUCGCUAUGGACUAUCCAGGAUUUGGCUUAUCGGAAGGCUUGCAUGGUUAUAUCCCUAGCUUUGAUCUUCUUGUUCAAGAUGUCAUGGAGCAUUACUCCAAGAUAAAAGAGAAUCCCGAAUUUAGUUCUCUACCUAGCUUUCUCUUUGGACAGUCAAUGGGUGGAGCAGUGUCGCUCAAAAUACAUCUAAAACAACCAAAUGCGUGGACUGGCGCAGUCUUGGUAGCACCAAUGUGCAAAAUUGCAGAUGAUUUGGUUCCACCACCGGUAUUAAAACAGAUUUUGAUCGGUCUAGCCAAUGUUCUACCGAGACAUAAGUUGGUUCCACAAAAGGAUUUAGCAGAAGCAGCUUUUAGAGAUAUCAGGAAGAGGGAGAUGACACCAUACAAUGUGAUUUGUUACAGCGGCAAACCGCGACUACGCACUGCAGUAGAAAUGUUUCACACAACUCAAGAGAUCGAAAAACAAUUGCAAAAGGUGUCUCUGCCAAUAUUGAUUCUACACGGAGAAGCUGACACAGUGACAGAUCCUUCAGUGAGCAGAGAGCUAUACGAGAAGGCGAAAAGUUCAGACAAGAAGAUAGUUUUGUAUGAAAAUGCUUAUCAUUCCCUGCUCGAAGGCGAACCUGAUGACAUGAUUCUCCGUGUCUUGUCCGAUAUCAUCUUGUGGCUGGACGAGCAUAGCUUGCAAGCUGAGGGAUGAUCAUAAGUUACUUACUUCUAUGUAGCUUAUGAAAACGAACAUUUGUUUCGUUUUUACUGUUAGGUAGGAUUUGUUUGUUUCCAACGAAUCUAGUAAUAAAAUGAUCAAUUAUUUGCAAUCAAAUUUACAAGAUUGUUCCUUUCAAGGGGUGCUCAAAAUAGUUUGAACUUUGCAAA
Messenger RNA from Camelina sativa (false flax), 1556 nucleotides. The record is from RefSeq and is a predicted model, not a curated record. Lineage: Eukaryota; Viridiplantae; Streptophyta; Magnoliopsida; Brassicales; Brassicaceae.